AUGGAUGCUUUUCUACCAAAUGAUCGAAUAACAUUUGAACGAUAUCAACAAGUUCAAUUUGGCUGGACACGUGAUCAAUUGACAAAGUAUGUUGGUACUCCCGGAAAAGUUAUGCCAUUAUCUAUUGAUAAUCAAAAUAUAAUUCAAGUACAAUAUCAAGGUCUGUCGCCUAGUAUAAUUGCUAUAGCAGGAUUUGGCUUUUUAAAUGGAAAAUUAUUUACAAAAACACAAUUUAACUUCGAUUUUACAGUAAAUUAUAAGAUAACAAAAGAACAAUGUGACAGAAUUCAAAUUGGAUGGACUUAUCAGCAAGUAAGAGCAGCUGUUGGAAAUCAAAAGGGAAAUGUAGUGUCAGAAUCUGGUACAAAUGGAAAUACAGGAAUGGUAGUUCAAUAUACUUGUAUCAAAGACCAACAGCAAAAAGUAGAUGGUACCGUUACACUUGCAUUCGUAAAUGACAAAGUAGUUAGUAAAUUACAGCCCUGA
Rotaria sordida is the source of this 486-nucleotide messenger RNA. The record is from the annotation of a GenBank genome assembly. Lineage: Eukaryota; Metazoa; Rotifera; Eurotatoria; Philodinida; Philodinidae.